Molecule: messenger RNA, 2975 nt
Organism: Echinops telfairi (small Madagascar hedgehog)
Lineage: Eukaryota; Metazoa; Chordata; Mammalia; Afrosoricida; Tenrecidae
Gene: TRIM8
Product: tripartite motif containing 8
Exons: 6
Coding region: 420-2075 (551 amino acids)
Source: RefSeq, a predicted model, not a curated record
CUAGAGGAAGCGUGCGGCUCCGAGGCUCUAUCCGCCUUGGGGCGCGCCCCAAUGUCAGUCGCGGGCCGGGGUGCAGGCCGUGGGCCGCCACUGCCCUAGCCGCGCCGACGGGGAGGUGGCCUCUUAUAUGGAAUUUGGACCCCGGCGCUCCCCACCAGGGCUGGUGCCCCGGCCGCGGCUCUGGCGCAGCCCGCCGCCUCCCGCUAGGCGCUCGGGAAGAGGAGGAGACGCCGCCGGCUGCGCGCGCGGCGUGAGGACCGAGGCUCCCUGCUAUAGGGGGCGGACGCACGGGAGGCGCUGGUGACCGAGCGGCUGUCGGGGCCGGAGCCUGGGACUCGGUGGACCUACAACUGCACCCGACGGGCCCCCAGGGUUGGGGCUUGGAGGAGUCCUGCCCGGGCGCCCUGCCCGCAGCCACCAUGGCGGAGAAUUGGAAGAACUGUUUCGAGGAAGAGCUCAUCUGCCCCAUCUGCCUGCACGUCUUCGUGGAGCCCGUGCAGCUGCCGUGCAAACACAACUUCUGCCGGGGCUGCAUCGGCGAGGCGUGGGCCAAGGACAGCGGGCUGGUGCGCUGCCCGGAGUGCAACCAGGCCUACAACCAGAAGCCGGGCUUGGAGAAGAACCUGAAGCUCACCAACAUCGUGGAGAAGUUCAACGCCCUGCACGUGGAGAAGCCGCCGGCGGCGCUGCACUGCGUGUUCUGCCGCCGCGGCCCCCCGCUGCCCGCGCAGAAGGUCUGCCUGCGCUGCGAGGCGCCCUGCUGCCAGUCCCACGUGCAGACGCACCUGCAGCAGCCCUCCACCGCCCGCGGGCACCUCCUGGUGGAGGCGGACGACGUGCGGGCCUGGAGCUGCCCGCAGCACAACGCCUACCGCCUCUACCACUGCGAGGCCGAGCAGGUGGCGGUGUGCCAGUACUGCUGCUACUACAGUGGCGCUCAUCAGGGACACUCGGUGUGCGACGUGGAGAUCCGGAGGAAUGAGAUCCGGAAGAUGCUGAUGAAGCAGCAGGACCGGCUGGAGGAGAGGGAGCAGGAUAUUGAGGACCAGCUGUACAAACUGGAGUCCGACAAGCGCCUGGUGGAGGAGAAGGUGAGCCAGCUGAAGGAGGAGGUGCGGCUGCAGUACGAGAAGCUGCACCAGCUGCUGGACGAAGACCUGCGGCAGACCGUGGAGGUCCUGGACAAGGCCCAGGCCAAGUUCUGCAGCGAGAACGCAGCGCAGGCGCUGCACCUCGGCGAGCGCAUGCAGGAAGCCAAGAAGCUGCUGGGCUCCAUGCAGAUGCUCUUCGACAAGACAGAGGACGUCAGCUUCAUGAAGAACACCAAGUCUGUGAAGAUCCUAAUGGACAGGACCCAGACCUGCACGGGCAGCAGCCUUUCUCCCCCUAAGAUCGGCCACCUGAACUCAAAGCUCUUCUUGAACGAGGUAGCCAAGAAGGAGAAGCAGCUACGGAAGAUGCUAGAAGGCCCCUUCAGCACACCGGUCCCCUUCUUGCAGAGCGUCCCCCUGUACCCGUGUGGCGUGAGCAGCUCUGGGGCGGAAAAGCGCAAGCACUCCACGGCCUUCCCUGAGGCCAGCUUCCUAGAGACGUCUUCGGGCCCUGUGGGCGGCCAGUACGGGGCGGCGGGCACAGCCAGCGGCGAGGGCCAGUCUGGGCAGCCCCUGGGGCCAUGCAGCUCCACACAGCACUUGGUGGCCCUGCCAGGUGGUGCCCAACCAGUACACUCGAGUCCUGUGUUUCCCCCGUCGCAGUACCCCAACGGCUCUGCUGCCCAGCAGUCCAUGCUCCCCCAGUAUGGCGGCCGCAAGAUUCUCGUCUGCUCUGUGGACAACUGUUACUGCUCUUCCGUGGCCAACCAUGGCAGCCACCAGCCCUACCCCCGCUCCGGUCACUUCCCCUGGACAGUGCCCUCUCAAGAGUAUUCACACCCGCUCCCGCCCACACCCUCAGUCCCCCAGUCCCUCCCUGGCCUGGCAGUCAGAGACUGGCUGGAUGCCUCCCAGCAGCCGGGCCACCAGGAUUUCUACAGGGUGUAUGGGCAGCCGUCCACCAAACACUAUGUGACGAGCUAACGCCACGCGGGCAGCAGGACACUGGGGAAUCUUCCCCCCCAGCUCCUGGUGGCUCGGGAAUUAUGCAUUCAGAGACGGACCUUCCUCCCUUUCCUCUCCUCCAUUCCCAUCUGUCUUUCCUUUAGGAUUUGGUUUUGUUUUUUGUUUGUUUUUAAAUCUUCUGGACGUGGAGGUGACAGUGGGAGCGGGGCUGGGGCCACAGAUGGCCCUUGGAGUGGGGAGGUGUCUGUCUCAAGGCACUGAGCUCUCUGUCUCUCCUCCCCCCCUCUCCUUUUUUCUUCUAUUCUGCCCCCUUCACACCCCCCAGGGCUGGAAGGCACCUCAGCUUCCCCUAGGAGGAAGGGCCGGUGCCCCCUGGCCUGUGGCCUGUUUGCUCCUGGCAGUUUUCCAGUGGGGCCCGGGUGAACACUGAUUAAGGGAUGACCUGUAGAGGGUGGAGCCUUUAUUAUUUUUUUCCCCCCAAACCAAGAAUGAUUUCUUCUGCUUCCUUCUCACCGCCCUCCCAGAAUGGAGUUCAAAGGCCACUUCUCACACAGCUUUUGGCAUCUUUAGCCUCAGAAUGGAAUCUUUUAAAGAUAGGAGCCCCAGGGCCAGGAAAGGGGAAAAGCAAAAGCAAAUAAUAAUAAUAUUAAUAAUAAUAAAGAUAAAUAAAUGAAAUAAUAAUUUAAAAAAAAGAAACAACAGUAUAGCCCUUGAUGAGGUCAGCGGAGCCGGGGGAGGGCUGCCCCCCCCAACCCACCCCUGGUCCUUGCCUGCGUUUGGACACAACAACUUCCUGUAGCAGUAAGCACGCUGUAUGAGCCGUGGACUUCCUGUUCCCAGGGCGCAGGUAUUAUUUUGUAAUCUCCAAUGCACACACCAAAACCCAACCUUCUAAUAAACACGACGGCGCAGUCCCCA